Callorhinus ursinus (northern fur seal) is the source of this 6662-nucleotide messenger RNA. It is a transcript of the gene GSK3B, whose product is annotated as glycogen synthase kinase 3 beta. Gene Ontology annotation, biological process: regulation of microtubule cytoskeleton organization; negative regulation of TOR signaling; insulin receptor signaling pathway. Gene Ontology annotation, molecular function: ATP binding; tau-protein kinase activity; beta-catenin binding. Gene Ontology annotation, cellular component: cytosol; beta-catenin destruction complex; cytoplasm. Lineage: Eukaryota; Metazoa; Chordata; Mammalia; Carnivora; Otariidae. The record is from RefSeq and is a predicted model, not a curated record.
GUUUCCCGUCGCAUCUCCGAGCCACCCCCUCCCUCUCCCUCCCUCCUUCCCAUCCCCCCUUCUUUUCAAGCGUGAGACUCGUGAUCCUUCCGCCGCUUCCCUUCUUCAUUGACUCGGAAAAAAAAUCCCCGAGGAAAAUAUAAUAUUCAAAGUACUUAUUUUCAAUCAAGUAUUUGCCCCCGUUUCACGUGAUAUAUUUUUUUUAAGACUCCCCCCUCCCUUUUUCCCCUCCAAGGAAAGGGAGGGGAAAGAAUUGUAUUUUUUUUUCCAGCCCCAAAUCAUCUACAUGUUAAAUAUCCAUACUGAUCUGUCUUGAAGGAGAAAUACAUCGCUCGUUUUUUUUUAUAGCUGUACAAAAGGAGUGAAAAGCCAAGAGGACGAAGUCUUUUUUUUUUUUUUUUUUACAUCUUCUUGUGGGAGAACUUAAUGCUGCAUUUAUCAUUAACCUAACACCCCAACAUAAAACGAAAGGAAGAAAAGGAGGAAGGAAGGAAAAGAGGGUGAUUCGGGAAGAGAGUGAUCAUGUCAGGGCGGCCCAGAACCACCUCCUUUGCGGAGAGCUGCAAGCCAGUGCAGCAGCCUUCAGCUUUUGGCAGCAUGAAAGUUAGCAGAGACAAGGAUGGCAGCAAGGUGACUACAGUGGUGGCAACUCCUGGGCAGGGUCCAGAUAGGCCACAAGAAGUCAGCUAUACAGACACUAAAGUGAUUGGAAAUGGGUCAUUUGGUGUGGUAUAUCAAGCCAAACUUUGUGAUUCAGGAGAACUGGUUGCCAUUAAGAAGGUAUUGCAGGACAAGAGAUUUAAGAACCGAGAGCUCCAAAUCAUGAGAAAGCUAGAUCACUGUAACAUAGUCCGAUUGCGUUAUUUCUUCUACUCAAGUGGUGAGAAGAAAGAUGAAGUCUAUCUUAAUCUGGUGCUGGACUAUGUUCCGGAAACAGUAUACAGAGUUGCCAGACACUAUAGUCGAGCCAAACAGACGCUUCCUGUGAUCUAUGUCAAGUUGUAUAUGUAUCAGCUGUUCCGAAGUUUAGCCUAUAUCCAUUCCUUUGGAAUAUGCCAUCGGGAUAUUAAACCACAGAACCUCUUGUUGGAUCCUGAUACAGCUGUCUUAAAACUCUGUGACUUUGGAAGUGCAAAGCAGCUGGUCCGAGGAGAACCCAAUGUUUCGUAUAUCUGUUCUCGGUACUAUAGGGCACCAGAGUUGAUCUUUGGAGCCACUGAUUAUACCUCUAGUAUAGAUGUAUGGUCUGCAGGCUGUGUGUUGGCUGAGCUGUUGCUAGGACAACCAAUAUUUCCAGGGGACAGUGGUGUGGAUCAGUUGGUGGAAAUAAUCAAGGUCCUGGGGACACCAACAAGGGAGCAAAUUAGAGAAAUGAACCCAAACUACACAGAAUUCAAAUUCCCUCAAAUUAAGGCACAUCCUUGGACUAAGGAUUCGUCAGGAACAGGACAUUUCACCUCAGGAGUGCGGGUCUUCCGACCCCGGACUCCACCGGAAGCAAUUGCACUGUGUAGCCGUCUGCUGGAGUAUACACCAACUGCCCGACUGACACCACUGGAAGCUUGUGCACAUUCAUUUUUUGAUGAAUUAAGGGACCCAAAUGUCAAAUUACCAAAUGGGCGAGACACACCUGCACUCUUCAACUUCACCACUCAAGAACUGUCAAGUAAUCCACCUCUAGCUACCAUCCUUAUUCCUCCUCAUGCUCGGAUUCAAGCAGCUGCUUCAACCCCUACAAAUGCCACAGCAGCCUCAGAUGCUAAUGCCGGAGACCGUGGACAGACCAACAACGCCGCUUCUGCAUCAGCUUCCAACUCCACCUGAACAGUCCCGAGCAGCCAGUUGCACAGGAAAAACCGCCAGUUACUUGAGUGUCACUCAGCAACACUGGUCACGUUUGGAAAGAAAAUUAAAAAGAGAAAAAAACCUGCUCAUUUUAGUGUUCAGAUUUUUUUAUUAUUAUUGUUGUUCUUAUUUAACCUUGUAAAAUAUCUAUAAAUACAAACCAAUUUCAUUGUAUUCUCACUUUGAGGGAGAUCCAGGGGGUGGGAGGGGUUGUGGGGAGGGGAAAGCGGAGCACUAGAACACACAAUCUCUCUCCCACGACAAUCUUUUUUUAUCAAGUCUGCUGUUGUAUACUUUAAAAACAGGACUCCUGCCUCAUGCCCCUUCCACAAAAGAAGAAGACUUUGUUCUGUGCCGAAGUUUUUUUUGAACUUUGUUUUCUUUUAAAGUCAAGUGUAAGACUUUGGUAUAGUGCACAGCUUGAAAUUGGUUGGGAGCUUAGCAGGUGUAACUCAAUGGGGACUUCAGUGUCACUUGUCAAAUUCAUCCAUAUCCUCGGGUAUUUGAAGACUUGCCUUUGGUAUGUUGGGGGCAGGUGUGGUAGACAAACAAGGAAAUGUGUAUCAUUUGUAUGUAACCCAGGGAGGUCAAUAAAGUUUGAAGAUUCUUAAUUGACUUUGAUAAGGUUUUGUUUUGCUCUUAAUCAGUGCUAGUGGUGAAGAAACUUAAAUUGGAGGCUAUCAGAGGAGGAGCAUGGGUGCUCUGAGGGUGGAUCUUUGUUUGCCUGACCAAAGGUUCUCUGCAAAUCUUAGUACAGUUUUAAACUGGUGACCAGAAGACUGAAAAGGAUGUUGAGCCAGUCAUUCUGGCUGCAGAGGUCAAAAGCUGAUGAACCUGGAGGAAGGGGACAGGCCAAGAGCAGAUCUCACCACUGUGAAUGAAUUUGUCCAGAUUUGUUUCUAAAGUUGCUUCCCUUGGAAAGAUACACUUGAGAGGACAUUGUAGUUAAAUAAUGUGAACUGUAACAGUCUACUGGUUUAUUUUUCAUAUUUUUAAUUACAAAUUGAGCUUGCAGAAAUUGCCACAUUCUGCACAUAGUUCUGAUUUUAAAUCCAAAUCUAGAAUCUGUAUUUAAUUUCAGCUUUUUUUUAACCUCAUGCUUUUAAAACUUUAUUUAUUGAUGUAUGUCAGAUAGACCAUUGUGAUUUUAGUUGGUAGGAAUAUUAAGAACUACACAUAAAAAUGGUAUAAACAGUCACGUGUACCUGCUGACUUUAUAGGAAAGCUGAUUAUAUAAAUGUGUGUAUGUAUAUAUGUUAUAUAUACAUAGAUUCAAUACUGCCUUUUAUUUUUGUGUUUGUCCACAGUAUCAAAAUCAACUGGUUGAAGCAUGAGAAGAAUGUUUCCCCCCCACACCCAGUUAAGAGUUUUUGUUUCUGUUUUCUUUGUGUAUCAGUGAAUGGUGUAAGACUCAGUUUCUGUUUUUGAAGAAAAAGCAAUAUUCCUUGGAAAGCAAAGAGGAUUGAAGGAUUACGUUUGCAGUGAGGAAAUAGAUUUUCACAACUAGUUUGUUUUAUACUUUUAAGGUUGACAUCUUUGUGGGCCUUAUAUACUCUAAAAUGAACCUUAGUCACCUUGGUGCUUAUGGGCCAUUACUUGACCUAUGAAUCUUUAAGGCACAAUCAGUUGUACUUUACAUUUAAAGAUCACUUGAGUGAUGGCCGCCUUUCCCUUCUACCCACUCUUCCCUACACACUUUCCAAGGUUAGUUGAUAACUGUAGGGCUGUAGAGCUGAGCCCUCGAUCAUAUGUAACCUCCCUUCCCCUUCCUCAUUGCCACCUUAGGUCGUGUCAGGGGUCUUGCCCUCCCGGUGGUUUGGAAGUGGAGUCUCCUGGCAGCCCUCAACGCAGGCCCCGGUACCCUGUCCUGCUUCUUUACCAAGUGCGUGCGACUCUCCAAGAGAGUCCUACUGCCUGCUGAAGUGAACCAGUACCCAGAAGGGCAACUGUGAGCCAUCUUAGUUUUCACUCACUGUUUAGCUGAGCUCUUAGGCCACAAAAGGGGUUUCUCAAACCUCUGGUUAUAUCCGAGUUCAUGAGAAAGGAAACACAUGCAGUCAAACCAAAUCGAACAAAUUGACCUUUACAUUUCAUAAUGCGCUUCUGAGAGCUAAUUAAGCUUUGAAAGAAGUCUGAAUCAAAGUAUUUGGCCGGGUAAUUCCUAAAGGGAAUGGCUUUGGUAGACCAUUUUCAGAAAGGAUUUAUAAAAAAGCUGAACAGCAGGUCUAUGACAGAGAAGUGGACCUGCUGUCACACCAAACUGCCCAGCCAAACAUUUGGACACAGACACUACUCUGGACUUGGUAUAUUUGCUAGAGUCCAUAAAAAUCUGUGCUUGUUUUAGGAAACACUCCCCCCUCCUUUGCCCCCAUAAAUGGGGUAAGAGAAGAAGAGAGAAAAGUCAGAUGCUUUUCUUUCAUUCCUGUGUGUAUGUGUGUGAGGGCUGAGGUGUAUGAUUUUUCUUUCUCAAGGAUCAUGGCGGUAUCACAGAACUCUUUUAUACAAGUGAGAUCCAGGUCUCUGAAUAUCUUUUUGUAAAUAAUAAUAAUAAUAAUAAAAAGCUCCUCACCAAAUUCAAGCUUGUACAUUAUCUUUUCUUUCAAUGUUUUUAAAUUUAAGUUUUAUUGUUUUGUAUGUAAAUAUGUGGACCCAGGAACUGUUAAUUAAUGAGCAAAAAGUUACUGUUCAGGGCAGUGAUUCUGUUUAAUAAUCAGACAAAAUGUAGACGAGCUUUUUAAAGCCAUAUAGUUUUAACUCUGUACAGUAGGUACCGGCCUGUAUUAUUGUAACAAUAACUCUAGCAAUGUAUAGUGUAUCUAUAUAGUUUGGAGUGCCUUCGCUUCCAUGUGUUUGUUUUUUGUUUUUAUUUUUCAUUUUUCAAAUUUUAAUUGGUUUUUCUAUCCGUGUCUCCUGUCCUACCCCUUUCCCUUUGAAAUAAUAACUCACGCCUAACAGUGUCUUUGCCCCUUCCACAGUUAAUUUCAGUGAUACCAUGCUCAGGAGUGGAAAGAGGAAACCGUGUUCAUGAUCUCACUUCAUUUAAGCCCUGCCUUUGUUUUGGUUCUGAGCAGCUGUUUCCUCCUCAGUCAGUAGCAGUGACCGGUUUCAUUUCAUACUUAGUCCAUCCAGGGACUUUGUGUCGUGCCAGGGAGCCCUAGAGCUGGAAGAGACUGAAUAGAUUCAAGUUUGCUCAUCUCUUCCCCAAGUCCCAACCAUGGAUCUUACAGACAGCAGAUUCCAGGAGCCUUCCAUGCUCUCUCCCCCUUAUCCACUUCCUUCCCAAAUGAAAGAGAGAGAGACAGUUGGUUUUUAUAAAUCCAAGUUUCUUAAUAGUAUCAGGUUCUGCUCCGUCAGUGGUCUACAAUGCUCUAGUGCAGUUACUAGCGGUUACUGCCCCGAGCGCCACCGAGCCAAGAGGACUGUUGUGUUAACAAGGGAACUCAGCCCAUCCCCUCCCUCCUGCCCCCUCGCCCCGUGUUCAGUGAAAUGUCAUUUUCAUUUCCUUCUUUAAAAAUAAGUUUAAUUCUUGCUGUGUGCCCAUCAUGAAGGCCUUUUUUGAAAGAAAAAAAUCAAAAUCAUUUGUUUUGCCUCCAAGUACUCCAUAUAAGAUGUCUUGAGUAGAAGAAAAAACAAACUUUACCAAACCAAAGGUUGCUAUUUUUUGAAACAUCGUGUGUUCAUUCCAGCAAGGCAGAAGACUGCACCUUCUUUCCAGACAUGUUGUGUCCGUUUUUUAAGUCCUCUUAAUUUUUAGACAUAUUUUUGGUUUGUGUUUUAACAAAGCCUGCCUAACCAGUCAUAUUGUCUGCACCAAUACAAAGGUUUCUGAGAGGACUAUUGUAUUCUCUAUUCCUGUGGAUAUAAAGACACUGGCAUUUCAUUUCUUUUUCCCUUUCCUUUUUAAGGGAUUUAACUUUGGAAUCUUCCAAAGGAAGCUUGGCCAAUGCCAGAUCCCCAGGAGUUUGGGGGUUUUUUUCCUUUGUUUUAAACCAAAAUUGUAUCUGAUUUCUAUUGUUCAUGUUAGUGAUCAUCUAAUCGCAGAGCUGAACACUUUCUCCCCUAUAUAGAAAAAUAAACUAAGCAUGCUUUACAAUAUUCUGGUAGAAACCUGAGCCACUGAAAAUACGACAACUAGAAGCAGAGUAGAGUCCCAGACUAAGGUCUGCGUUUGAGAGGCUUUGAAAGUAAUCCCUGGGGUUUGGAUUAUUUUCACAAGGGUUAUGACGUUUUAUUCAAGUUUGUUGCUCCGUUUUGCACCUCUGCAAUAAAAGCAAAAUGACAACCAGUACAUAAGGGGUUAGCUUGACAAAGUAGACUUCCUUGUGUUCAUUUUUAAGUUUUUUUUUCUUACUAUAUCUGUCUACAGGCAGAUACAGAUAAAUGUAUGAAAAUGUGCUUGCCUGUAAAAUUUGCAUUUAUAAAUGUGUUGCCGAUGGAUCACUUGGGCCUGUACACAUACCAAUUAGCGUGACCACUUCCAUCUUAAAAACAAAUCUAAACAAAAUUUAUUAUAUAUAUAUAUAUAUAUAAAGGACUGUGGGUUGUAUACAAACUUGCAAACACUUGUGCAAAUCUGUCUUGAUAUAAAAGAAAAGCAAAAUCUGUAUAACAUUAUUACUACUUGAAUGCCUCUGUGACUGAUUUUUUUUUCAUUUUAAAUAUAAACUUUUUUGUGAAAAGUAUGCUCAAUGUUUUUUUUCCCUUCCCCAUUCCCUUGUAAAUACAUUUCGUUCUAUGUGACUUGGUUUGGAAAUAGUUAACUGGUACUGUAAUUUGCAUUAAAUAAAAAGUAGGUUAGCCUGGAAAUGAAAUUAAAA